AUGAUUUUAGUUCGUAGCAAUGGCUUUCUAGGUCAUACUGCUAUAGGCACAGGUGACUUUCUAGGUUGUCUGUUGAUUCCGCCAGGACGCAGCAAUUAUGGACGAUCGAAUAAACCGAUUCAAUGUUACCAACCGACAUUUAUGAAGGGUGGAACUAUAAAUGGUAUUUUAAAUGAAACCAUGACGGGCGGAACAUUUAUUGCCGGAUCAACACGAGUCCAAAUGAACAACAAGAGUGGUUCAACAAUGAUCAUAAUUCCAUAUUUAAGUGAAAAUUUGAAUCAUGCAAAGAAAGGUUGGCAAUCACAUGCUGCUUAUCCUGUUGGGUACGACUGGAUUAUGACUGAUGAAAUCUAUUCAUGGCAAAAACGUACUCCACCUGAUGUCAACUGUGAUCUAAUUGGUUAUGGUGUUCUAAAUAAUAUUCCAUACUACAAACCCUUUUGUAUAUGGUUAUAUUUUAUUAGUUUAAUUCUUAUAUUACUCGCUCGUUCUAUUAGGUCUAAGGAGACAAAUAAAAGGCCGAUUGAUGCCUUGGGUUUGGCGACUCGAGUGUUUUGGGAAAAGUUGAAAUGGAACAAGUUAUAA
Molecule: messenger RNA, 588 nt
Organism: Dentiscutata erythropus
Lineage: Eukaryota; Fungi; Glomeromycota; Glomeromycetes; Diversisporales; Gigasporaceae
Source: the annotation of a GenBank genome assembly